AUGAAUAUUAUAAGUUAUAGUGUUAGCUAUUGUUGGAUAUCUCAGACAUUUCUAAUCCCGUCUGCAUUUAACAAAAGAGUUGGUGUAGAGGUUCCGCAUCCAGGAGUUGAUAAUUCACGAAAUCUGGCCACAAAUGAUCGCAAAUAUUAUGCUUAUUAUCAAUGGGUUCCGUAUUAUUUGUGGAAAGUAUGGGAAGGAGGGCUCAUGAAGUCCAUCACAAUGGGAAUGCAAAUUGCAAUACUUGCUGAUGAG
Molecule: messenger RNA, 252 nt
Organism: Medioppia subpectinata
Lineage: Eukaryota; Metazoa; Arthropoda; Arachnida; Sarcoptiformes; Oppiidae
Source: the annotation of a GenBank genome assembly